UAUCAAUAUCUCAGCAACGAUACAACUUUUUGAUUUGCGCCUUUUACCAAAAUUCCUUAAAAUGUUUGGUCUACAAAAGUCCCCUACUUUGGAAAAGUUACGAGAAUAUGGAUUGAAGAACGUCGGUCGUGGCUUACGUGCAAUGGCUCUUAAGCAGUGUUGCUAAUGUUAAAUAGGCAACACUGAUGAGUUUGAGGCUUCAAGAUCUAGUAUCACUACUCCAUUACUUUGCGGCAGAUUCUAACACUUUUCUUUCCUGUCAUGCAAUGACGAGAAUAGUCGUUUCUCAUUUUGUUAUUUAUGGCCGCGGUAGUGUCAGCUAUAGAAUGUAUAGCCGAUCCAUCUCUUUCAUAUUUUUAGUAAGAUUGUUUUUCUUUCUGUCUAGACUUAGCUGUUUCAAGUUUUCCUUUUACUGUAUUGUUGUCGAAUUUGUUUUGAAUUGCACUUAAAUUGGAUGGUAUUUAUUAUUAUUCUCCUACUAUUUCCGUCGUAUCAACAGAAUUGCACUUAAUUGCAAUUAAAUAACCUCAUGUUAGAUAUCUUCAUUUAUUCUGUGUAUUGAACAUAAAAAAAGGGUUUUCUUGCCGACUGACGUUUGUUUCCAACUGGAAUACACAAGCAAUGGAUCGGGAGCCUUUUAGAACAUCGUUUCAGAACGAAAAUCUUUCAUUAUCAAAGGAAAAAGCAAUUCAUCUAUUGAAAACUCGUUGCACAUUAGCAUUUUUGUUGACUUUUGUGUCAGUUUGUAUGCCCCAGUCCUACGAGACAUUAGAGCUCCUAGAGUGCGCGGCCGGGCUUUUCCUCCUUCAUCUUUCUUCUUUUCAGUAGGGAAAGAAAGGUUAUUUCGGUUACACUCAGUCCAGAACUUAGUACUUCCGAACAACUCAAAGGAAUCGCGUAGGCUUUGGUCUCAGCUCGAAACUGGAGAGAAAUAUGUUAGCCAGUGACUUUUUUGUCUAUGCAAUUUAGGAAGAAGGGUCAUCUCUAGUUGAUCUGAGCCAUUUUAGAUGCGUCUCAGUCCGCGGUAGAGUAAAUUUUGAGAACUUUGCUAAUUUUUCAAGCGGUUUCAAGGUUUCAAUGCUAUUUAUAUAGACAACUGCUCUAAAUUUGUUAGUAUACAAUUGAAUUGCCUUACAAUUAUCUAAGGACGAUGAAGGAAUUGAUUUAUGUUGUGGUGAUGGACGAUUUACACAUUAUUUAUCUCAAAAAGUGAAAAAUAUAAUUGGAAUUGAUUUUGAUGAUAAAAUGAUACAAUUUGCAAAUGAACAUUAUUCAAAUGAUAAUUGUGAAUUUCAAAUAUAUGAUAUUAGAUUAUUACCGGAAAAGUUUUAUGAUCAAUUUAAUAUUGUUCUAUGUAUGUUUGGUUUGCAUUGGGUAGAAGAACAAGAACAGGUAUUACGACAAAUUAAAUUAAUUGCAAAAUCGUCAGCAAAGAUUUUAAUAUCAUUUAGUCGACGAAACGAAGGUUUUUAUUCUGCAAUUGAGCAAACAAUGAACAAUCCAAAAGAGCUCAUUCAUCUAAAACCUCCGAUUACGAGAAAUGUGCGGGAGGGAAUUGGACAAAAUAAAACAGAGUGGUAG
Molecule: messenger RNA, 1581 nt
Organism: Didymodactylos carnosus
Lineage: Eukaryota; Metazoa; Rotifera; Eurotatoria; Philodinida; Philodinidae
Source: the annotation of a GenBank genome assembly